This is a messenger RNA of Cottoperca gobio, 989 nucleotides long. Its product is annotated as dickkopf-related protein 3-like. The record is from RefSeq and is a predicted model, not a curated record. Gene Ontology annotation, molecular function: receptor antagonist activity; co-receptor binding. The transcript has 6 exons. The coding region runs from base 86 to 712 and encodes 208 amino acids. Gene Ontology annotation, biological process: negative regulation of canonical Wnt signaling pathway; multicellular organism development. Lineage: Eukaryota; Metazoa; Chordata; Actinopteri; Perciformes; Bovichtidae. Gene Ontology annotation, cellular component: extracellular region.
CAUGAUCAAGUUGUGAUCUUGAAUAAAAGAGGAUCAGGCUCGAUGUGACACUAAGACUGUUCGACACCCUACAAGGAGUUGCUGGAUGAAUCUAAGGAGUAGGAGACUGACUCGAGACUGCUUCUUUAUUCAGCAAAUCAAGGCUGUUGGCAGCAUCCCAACACAGCUGGACACAGCUCGUAUAUGGGCCUGGAUGCUCAACAUGCCUCACAGCCCCCCCAAAGAAGGAGCAAAGGCCCUUAGAGAAAGCGCUGCGGUUUUCAAAGCAACCACGGCUGCGUGCGAUAGUGACAGGGCCUGUGGGCGGGGUUUCUCCUGCGAUCGACACUUUGGCCUUUGUGUUCCUCUACGAGGGGAGGGCCACUACUGUCGGAGGGAUGCCCAGUGUGUCCGCGGACUCAGCUGCAUGUUUGGAAAGUGCCACCGCAGCAUCCCCAACGGACAAGAGGGUGCCAGAUGUAAAGUUGACAGGGAUUGUGGGAAAUCCAUGUGCUGCGCUCGACACCACGGUGAGCAGGUGUGCAAGAGCCGUUUGAUCCGCGGCGAGAGCUGCUACGUGCCCGAUGGCGGCCUGGCAUUCAGCAUAAACCAGAUUUGUCCGUGUGACGAGGGGCUACUGUGUCGAGAUCGCGGUGCAUCCCACCGGAGAGAGAAAGAUUUUAUUUACCUGCCAGAACGAACAAGUUGGACCUGCCAAGUGACCAAAUCUUGAUGCCUCAACACUAAAUGUAUUUAUUAUGUAAAUAUGUUGUAUAUGAUUGUAUAUGUAUUUCCAAAUAUGUUGUAUUACUACUUGUUCUUAUUAGAGUCUUACAGCAAAGACGUUUUUUUAUUAUUUCAUUUUGUACAUUUUGACAAAAGCACUGCUGUAUCUAGCUCUACAAUGCCUUACAGUAUCUUUCUCAUGCAUUUAAUGAUCUUUGAUUAUAUCUAUAAAUGUCUGUUCCCCUUCAGUUCAAAGAAUACAAAUAAAUAUUUUCCAAAAGCAA